AUGACCGAAACAAAGAUGCAAUUAGAAGACUGGCUGGAUGACUUGUGCGUCCGCUUCAUCAUUAACCUCCCGCGCGAGGAACUCGAGUCUGUGGAACGAAUCUGCUUUCAGGUAGAAGAAGCACAAUGGUUCUACGAGGAUUUUAUUCGCCCGCUCGAUCCUGCACUGCCAUCACUCACUCUGAAGACAUUUGCCAUGCGCAUAUUCCAGCACUGUCCUUUGAUGUCGCAAUGGUCUACCUAUCAUCACCAAGCAGCCUUCUCCGAGUUCCUCGCCUACAAGACACGCGUUCCUGUUCGCGGGGCGAUCCUACUGAAUGAAGAUAUGGAUGAGGUGGUCUUGGUAAAGGGUUGGAAGAAAGGUGCCAACUGGAGUUUCCCGCGAGGCAAGAUCAACAAGGGCGAGAAGGACUUGGACUGUGCUAUUCGUGAGGUCUACGAGGAAACUGGAUUCGAUGUUCGUGAGGCCAACUUGGUCAAGGAUGAAGAUUCGGUGAAACACAUUGAGAUCACAAUGCGUGAACAGCAUAUGCGACUCUACGUCUUUCCUGGUGUUCCUCAGGACACAUACUUUGAGCCGCGGACCCGCAAGGAAAUCAGCAAGAUCGAGUGGUACAAGUUGACAGAGCUUCCGACUUUGAAAAAGAACAAGCAGCAUGACGAGGGACUCGCAGUGGCAAACGCAAACAAGUUCUACAUGGUUGCUCCAUUCCUACACCCGCUAAAGAAGUGGAUAGCACAGCAGAAGAAGAUCAGCUCAAGGGUCCAAGUUAGUGCGAAACACCCCUCUCAAAUCGAAGGAUAUUCCUCGAUGGACGAGAAUGCACCUUAUUACUCCAAUGGCAACAUCCACCUGCCACGAACUACCGAUUUGCCCAUCCCGAGCGAUCUUCCUGAAGUGAAUUUGGGACAAGAUGCGUCAUCUCAUAUCAAGCAUCUGUUACAGAUUGGCGGCCCUACAGCUUCUAGUUACAUGCAACCCCCCGGCCCUGAUCAGCCCCCUCCUGUUGACCAGCACAAGUCAAGCGCACUGCUAGCGCUUUUAAGACAAGGAUCUCAAGACAACGUCCCUCAGUUUCAGAACCAACCCGUUCCCCCACCGAAUGCUCCCCACCAUGCUCUGCCACCUUUUGAGCAACCAUCUCAGCGGCCACCCAACUUCUUUCCUGGAUUCCCUCCGCAACAGCAAAUCAUGCCAUCACAUCUCCCAUCACACCCCGGUCCUCCGUUUGCUGAGGGCCCGCAUCGAACUACCCAAGUCAACCCCCCUAUGCCCUCCAAUAUUACACCUCCCAGACACGCUAUGGCUCCUUUCCAACAGACUGGUGACCCUCUGAUGUCCCGGUCAGCCCAGCCAGCUCCAGGCCAGGGCGUAGCUGCUCCACAUGCGAGCAAGCUGCCUCCUCCGAAGCUCACUAGCCAUUCACUUUCGCUUCUGAACUUUUUCAAGGAUGAUUCUUCCAAGACACCGGUUGGAUCUCACGCAACACCAGCGUCUGUAGCUCCUGGACUGGCUCCACCACAGGUUCCUCAGCAACCUCGCAAGACCUCUCAUCAUCAGGAUAGCCUGUUGGAUCUCUUCAAGGGUCCCAAGCCCGUUGCAUCUCCUCGCCCCGUUGAACUGCCAGGCCAGCCUGUACCUCAAGUUCAGUCCCAGUAUGAAAAGCACAUCAUCCAGCGGGCACAUCAACACCCGGUGCAUGAUCUCCAACGAGGGGAUGCGGGUCUCAAGGCCCAAUCGGGCCCCGGUCGAACAUCUGCUACUGUGUCAGGCCCCUUGAAUAUGCCCAAAUUUGAAGCAGUUGGGAAAACAGCACCCAAGAAGAUGGCUAGUGGACCGAGCCGCAAGAACCAGGGAAAUCGCCGAGAGCAGCCGCAGUCGCAGCCACAACAGCUCUCCUCGCCCAUCACAAUUCUCCCCCGUCCCCAGUCGGCCAAGCGCGAUGCACCUAUGUCCGGAUCAUACAAACAGGCUGCACCGGGCCCCUCUCCAUCUCAACCCCCUCAACCAGCUCAGAUUGGAGCACCCGCGCCAGUCAAGCCUUUCCAACCCCAAAUUCUUCGACGCUCUGAGAAGACAGAUUACGAUCAAUCGAUGGCCGCUCCGCAGAAAACGGAUAACCUGGACCGAAAACCAAGCCUACCUGGCAUCCAAACGGACACGGCUGAACUUUCUCCCCAGACCAGUUUCGACCGCCGACCUAGUCAGAACGCUUCGCAGAAGGAGGCACUCUUAUCACUUUUUGGAAAGCCUGCAGCUUCUCCCACCCCUCCAUCCACGACGCAACUAGACUCACAAGCGGUGAACCAGCAUCUUCCCCAUGCUUCUGGUUUGGUCAGCCCUCUUUCAUCUCUUCAUCUCAAUCCUAGCAGCGGUGGUUCUAUUUCUCGACGCGGUACUCCUUCUGAGGGUGAUACGGGCCCCUCUGGCGCAAACAACGUUUCGUCACCGAGCAACAAGGCGUUCUUGCUUGGAUAUUUACAAGGAGUUGCCAAAGGCAACAAAUGA
Messenger RNA from Penicillium waksmanii, 2508 nucleotides. RefSeq names its product decapping enzyme complex catalytic subunit DCP2. The transcript is spliced from 3 exons. Bases 1 to 2508 code for a protein of 835 amino acids. The record is from RefSeq and is a predicted model, not a curated record. Gene Ontology annotation, molecular function: 5'-(N(7)-methylguanosine 5'-triphospho)-[mRNA] hydrolase activity; RNA binding; manganese ion binding. Gene Ontology annotation, cellular component: cytoplasm; P-body. NCBI's taxonomy places the organism in Eukaryota, Fungi, Ascomycota, Eurotiomycetes, Eurotiales, Aspergillaceae. Gene Ontology annotation, biological process: nuclear-transcribed mRNA catabolic process, nonsense-mediated decay; deadenylation-dependent decapping of nuclear-transcribed mRNA.